GGUUGAAUAAGUACUUGAAGGCUUGUACUUCACUCUUCUAGAAUCCUCUUCGCCUUUCCGCUUGGCAUUGAGCGUAUUUUGUGGUACCUGGACGUGUUAUUUAGUCAGAUCGUCUGACUGGAAACUAUAAUUUGACAAACGAGUCACUCGAAGGGCGUCUGUCCACCAAUAUCUCUUGGAAUCGAUUGACCACCUUCUGUUUUCACGAUUCCGCUUCUCAGGUGCUCGGCGCAAUUCUUUGCGCAUAAGAGUACCAAUCUACCCCGCUUGUUGUCAAGAACUAUCAACAUCAUGGCACAAAAAAUAAGGGAAGCGGAAGGACUCUUGCGAUCGGUUCCAAAUCAUGGCGAGCAAAUAUUGCCAAGAGACGGGGAGAAGAACGUCUUGAUCACUUCCGCGCUUCCGUAUUGCAACAACGUUCCCCACCUCGGCAAUAUCAUUGGAAGCACUCUCAGUGCAGAUGUCUUUGCACGAUACAACCGCACACGGAAUCGUAGAACAUUGUAUAUCUGCGGUACCGACGAGUACGGCACUGCGUCAGAAACGCAAGCCAUAAAAGAGAAGAUUACCCCUAGACAGCUCUGCAACAAAUACCACUCACUUCAUGUUGAGACGUACAAGUGGUUUGAUAUUGGCUUCGACUACUUUGGUCGUACAUCAACACCGCUACAUACCGAGAUUUCUCAAGAGAUAUACCGAAAUCUAGGGAAGAAUGGAUACCUUGAAAGGCAAACGAAGGAACAAACAUACUGUGAAGAUUGCUCGAAGUUCCUUGCCGAUCGUUUCGUAGAGGGUACAUGCCCACACUGCGGCGCCGAUGACGCACGAGGUGAUCAAUGUGACUCGUGUAGCAGGACGCUCGAUGCAAUAGACCUUAUCAACCCUAGAUGUCUAAUCGACAAGCAUCACAAAGUCGUCACCAAAGAGUCAGCACACAUGUACUUUAGGCUAGACGAAAUUCAACCCAGGACAGAGGAAUUUGUCAGGAGGUCUUGGAAGGAGGGCCACUGGUCGCCGAAUUCGGUUAUCAAUGCUGAAGGUGAACUGAUCGAUGCCAGGUUGAAGCAGGGCUUGAGACCGAGCCCUGUGACAAGAGACCUGACAUGGGGUGUGCCUGUUCCUGUUGACGAGGAUGACAAGGAUGGUAUGAGGGGGAAGGUGCUUUACGUUUGGUUCGAGGCUUGCAUCGGAUAUGUCAGCAUCACCGCCAACUACUCAACUGAAUGGAAGCGAUGGUGGUUCGAUCAUAAGAACGUCAAACUAUACCAGUUCAUGGGCAAGGACAACGUAUACUUCCAUACCAUUUUCUUCCCAUCUGUUCAAAUCGGGGACGGCCGUCCAUGGACCAUGCUCCACCAUAUUAACACUACUGAGUUCCUGAACUACGAAGGUGGAAAGUUCUCGAAGAGCAAGAAUCGUGGCGUUUUCGGUCCUGCUGCAAGGGAGACCGAAGUUCCAGUGUCAGUUUGGAGAUACUACUUGAUUUCUACAAGACCUGAAACAGCAGAUGCCACUUUCUCGUGGGCAGAAUGCAUUGCCGCGAACAACAAUGUCCUGUUGAACAACUUUGGCAAUUUCGUGAAUCGUGCACUCAAGUUCAUUGCUGCAAAUUACGACGGCACCAUACCAAAUAGUGGAGAUGCGCCAGGACCUUUCUCACCAAACGACGAGGCUGACGCCGACUUCAUCUCCGAUAUUAAUACCCUGCUCAAAGAGUACAUCGACGCCAUGGAAGCCGUCAAGCUCCGCUUGAGUCUUCAAUUGGUCAUGCAAGUCUCAGCUCGGGGUAACCUCUACCUUCAAUCCUCUGGUCUCAACAAGGCCUUGAUGCUAGAAAACCCUAAACGCUGUGUCCAAGUCCUGGCUCGCGCCGCCAACCUCAUCUACCUCCUCUCAGUCCUCAGUCAUCCGUUCAUGCCCAGCACCUCCGAGUCGAUCCUUAAACAGCUCAACGCACCCGAACGAGCUGUGCCCGAGGUUUUCAGCAACGAUAUCCUCGCUGGACACAAAAUCGGCAAACCCGAGCAUCUGUUCAAGAAGAUCGAUGAGAAGAUGGCGGACAUUUGGAGAGACAAAUUCGGCGGGAACGACAAUGCUCCGCCUGCUCAACCUAGCGCUGACGCUACCCAUGUUGCGCCUGGAAUGUCAAAACGCAAGGCUCAGGCAGCGAAGAAGGCUGCUGCUGCUAAAGCCGGUCCGGGUGAGCAAGAUUCUGUACCUAAGUCAGCAGAGGUACUGGCUUGGGAGCAGCAAGUUGCAGAACAGGGACAGGUUGUCCGGGAGCUGAAGGCGAAACCGAAAACGGCGGAGACGGAUAAGGAGAUCUCUGCGGCUGUUGCAGUGUUGAAGAAGCUGAAGGCUGAGCUUGCUGGACUGCAGAAACAGCAAGCGUAGAUGCGAGGUUCUUUCUUAGGGAUGAGUUCGGCUUGUAGAAGAGUGGAAGGUUAUGAGUAGAUGAUGCAUGUUGUUGCAUGACGCUUUCCUAGCACUUGCUUUUGUUAACGUCGAGAUAUCCGAAUUGAUAGAAUUGGGUCCGAUUACAGUUAUUCACGGCGAAUAUACAGCUGCAGGAGGAUGUGGCGGAUAGAAGUCUUUGUUAUGAGACUAGACUCGGAAAAGGGUGAAUUCAUGACUUGCAUUACGGGUCAUUACUGAGAUCAAAGCAAGGUAUAGUAGUGAUCUCUACGUCUCCAUUUUCGCAAUCUCUGCCUGUGUACUAUAAAGUAGACAUUUCAGUCGAAGUACAUAGGAGACGA
Messenger RNA from Somion occarium, 2756 nucleotides. The record is from the annotation of a GenBank genome assembly. Lineage: Eukaryota; Fungi; Basidiomycota; Agaricomycetes; Polyporales; Cerrenaceae.